Messenger RNA from Bufo bufo (common toad), 4536 nucleotides. RefSeq names its product ATPase 13A3 (gene ATP13A3). The transcript has 33 exons. The coding region runs from base 480 to 4226 and encodes 1248 amino acids. The record is from RefSeq and is a predicted model, not a curated record. Gene Ontology annotation, biological process: intracellular calcium ion homeostasis; polyamine transmembrane transport. Gene Ontology annotation, molecular function: P-type ion transporter activity; ATP binding; polyamine transmembrane transporter activity. Gene Ontology annotation, cellular component: late endosome membrane. NCBI's taxonomy places the organism in Eukaryota, Metazoa, Chordata, Amphibia, Anura, Bufonidae.
UUAGUUUAUCACCUACAUUGUUACGAUGAAAGCCGAGAUUUGAUUGGUUAAGUUGUUUGUAGGCGAGGCCGGGCGUGUGUCGGUUACCUCAGUUCCCACCUUGCCGUGGCCGGCGCCUCCAUCUCUCGGGCCCCCCUCCCCGUGCUCUCGGCGCGUUACUCCUCCUUCCGCUACUCUCGUCUCCCCCGUCCCUCUCUCUAUGGUAUCUCCUUCUUCUCCAGUCCUCGCCGCUGCCGCUCUCCCGCCUGCCUCGGUGUAUUUACCUCCUGUCACGUUCUGUCGCUCUCAGGCUCCGGCCCUCGCACCCACCAUGGGCCUCAGGUGAUAAACCGAGACGGCCGCCGGAUUCAGCGGGCGGGGAGCAGAGCUACCGGAGAGCGUGGAUUCCCGGGCCUGACCGCCCGUACCGGGGGCCUGAACACCGGCAUAAAAGUCCGGUAACUUGAAGUUUGGAAGGACUCUUUUUGGACUCAGUCAAAAUGGAGAAUGGGGAGAAGAUCAACCAGGAGCAGGAAGAUGAGAUGGAGAUUUAUGGAUACAAUCUUUGCCGGUGGAAGUUGGCUUUAGUAGCUGUGGGUGUGCUAUGUACUGGAGGAUUUCUUCUCCUCCUUCUCUAUUGGAUGCCUAAGUGGCGCGUGAAAGCAACAUGCACUCGAAUAACAUUGAAGGAAUGUGACGUUGUGCUGCUGAGGACGACUGAUGAGUUCAGAACAUGGUUCUGUGCAAAAGUGCGAAUACGGCUGUGUCCAGGAACAGACCCCUUUCAAAGCCCUGAGUCCAUUGCAGGCAAAACGCUCAAUGGUCACACCGGCCACCUUCCUGAGAGUCCCACAGAGCACCAUGAAGAUCAUGCAGUGAACGCUACAGCAGUCCCACUAAACGAGGUUCGUUAUUUUGUGCAUCACAGUGUUACUUACUACUGGAACGAUUUACACCAAGCAUUCAACUAUGUAACGGGUCUAGAUGAUAGGGCUUCAUGUGCUGCCAUACACACUGAGCACAGCAAAGGAUUAAGCAAAGAACUCCACGAUUAUAGAAAGUUAUUUUAUGGAAUAAAUGAAAUUACUGUUAAAGUGCCUUCUCUUUUUAAGCUUCUAGUAAAGGAGGUUCUCAAUCCUUUUUACAUUUUUCAGCUGUUCAGUGUUAUUUUGUGGAGCACAGAUGAAUACUACUACUAUGCAUCUGCCAUUGUGUUAAUGUCUGUAAUAUCCAUUAUUAGUUCUCUGUAUACCAUUAAAAAGCAAUAUAUAAUGUUACAUGACAUGGUUGCAGCUCAUAGUAUUGUUAGAGUUACUGUGUGCCGCGCAAACCAAGAGGUUGAAGAAAUCAUGUCUACGGAGCUUGUACCUGGGGACAUUUUGUUAAUCCCACCUAAUGGGACCAUUAUGCCAUGUGAUGCUGUCCUGAUUAGUGGAACCUGCAUUGUGAAUGAAAGCAUGUUAACAGGUGAAAGUGUGCCAGUGACCAAGACUAACUUGCCCGACCCAUCUACAAAUUCCAGAGGAGUGGAAGAUGAACUCUAUAAUACAGAAACUCACAAGCGUCACACUUUAUUUUGUGGAACCAAUGUCAUCCAAACCAGAUUUUAUGCUGGAGAACCUGUCAAAGCCAUAAUCGUCCGGACAGGGUUCAGCACUUCUAAAGGACAGCUUAUUCGUUCCAUACUUUAUCCAAAACCAACAGACUUCAAGCUUUACAGAGACGCCUACCUGUUCUUGCUAUGUCUUGUUGGAGUUGCUGGCAUUGGGUUCCUGUAUACUGUUGUAAAUAGUAUUUUAAAUAAGGUCCCAGCCAACAUUAUUGUUAUCGAGUCCCUUGACAUUAUAACCAUCACAGUACCUCCUGCUCUUCCUGCUGCCUUGACUGCUGGGAUUGUGUAUGCACAAAGGCGUCUGAAAAAACUUGGCAUCUUCUGUAUCAGUCCUCAGCGAAUAAACAUUUGUGGGCAGUUAAACCUCAUAUGCUUUGACAAGACUGGCACUCUUACCGAAGACGGUUUGGACCUCUGGGGAAUCCAAAGAGUGGAGAAUGCUCAGUUCCUUUUGACAGAGGAAAAAGCUUGCAGCGAGAGCUUGGUUAAGUCUCAGUUUGUUGCCUGCAUGGCAACAUGUCACUCGCUCACAAAAAUUGAUGGAUUGAUUUCAGGUGACCCCCUCGACUUAAAAAUGUUUGAAGCCAUAGGAUGGAUUCUGGAAGAAGCCACAGAAGAAGAGACUGCACUUCAUAACAAAAUAAUGCCAACCGUUGUUAAACCUCCAAAACAACCCACCUCUGAGCAUAAGCCUGCUGACGGCGAAGAAAUGGAACUGUUUGAAUUGCAGACCUCAUAUGAAAUCGGAAUCGUGCGGCAGUUUCCUUUCUCUUCAGCUCUGCAGCGAAUGGCAGUGGUUGCCAAAGUAUUAGGAGAAAAACGCAUGGAUGCCUAUGUGAAGGGCGCCCCAGAAGUGGUAGCUAGCCUUUGCCGAUCAGAAACGGUUCCUUCUGACUUUGCAGCUGUGUUAGAGGACUACACAAAGCAGGGGUACCGUGUCAUUGCACUUGCACACAGAAAAUUAGAAUCCAAAAUUGCAUGGCACAAAGUACAAAAUAUUAGUAGAGAUGCCAUUGAAAACAACAUGACAUUCUUGGGUCUGAUCAUUAUGCAAAACAAACUGAAACCAGAAACUCCAGCUGUUCUUGAAGACCUUCGCAAAGCUAAUAUCCGUAUGGUCAUGGUCACAGGAGACAACAUGUUAACUGCAAUUUCUGUUGCUCGAGACUGCGGAAUGAUUCUACCUCAUGAUAAGGUUAUUGUAGCUGAAGCACUACCUCCUAAAGAUGGCCAAGCUGCCAAGAUUAAUUGGCACUAUGCAGACACCAUGCUAAGGAGCAAUUUGAAUGCAAUAAACCAGGAGGUUAUUCCUAUGAAGUCACUAAAUGACAGUCUUGAAGAGAAUCAGGCAAUUGAUUACCAUUUUGCUAUGAAUGGAAAGUCUUUUGCAGUCAUCUUGGAGCACUUCCAGGACCUGCUUCCAAAGUUGGUAUUGCAUGGUACAGUGUUUGCACGGAUGGCACCUGAUCAAAAGACACAGCUGGUGGAAGAGCUGCAGAAUGUAGAUUACUAUGUUGGCAUGUGUGGAGAUGGAGCAAAUGAUUGUGGGGCACUGAAGAGAGCUCAUGGAGGGAUAUCAUUGUCCGAAUUGGAGGCAUCUGUGGCAUCACCUUUCACAUCCAGGACUCCUAGCAUUGCCUGUGUACCAAACCUGAUACGGGAAGGACGUGCAGCACUGAUUACAUCUUUCUGUGUGUUUAAAUUCAUGGCUUUGUACAGUAUUAUCCAGUACUUCACAGUUACUCUGCUGUAUUCUAUUCUCAGCAACUUGGGAGACUUCCAGUUUCUCUUCAUAGACCUGGCAAUAAUCUUGGUGGUGGUGUUUACAAUGAGUUUAAACCCAGCCUGGAAAGACUUGGUUGCACAAAGACCUCCCUCUGGUCUCAUCUCGGGACCCCUUCUCUUUUCUGUCCUCUCCCAAAUCGUUAUUUGCUUGACAUUUCAGACCAUGGCUUUCAUGUUGGUAAAACAAGAGCCCUGGUACGAGGUCUGGACCGCCAGCAGCAAUGCAUGUAAUGUCUCCAUGGAUGAUCACCAUCAAAAUGACACUAAUCAUGAUGAGCACAACAUCAGAAACUAUGAAAACACCACUCUCUUCUAUGUGUCCAGCUUCCAGUACCUCAUUGUGGCAGUUGCAUUCUCAAAAGGAAAACCUUUUCGCCAGCCUAGCUACAAAAAUUAUCUUUUUGUAAUUUCUGUAUUGGCUCUUUAUGCCUUAAUAUCAUUCUUCAUGCUGUAUCCAAUUGAAUCUGUUGACAACUUCUUAGAGUUGGUCUGUGUUCCAAUGAAAUGGCGCAUUGUGAUGGUCUUCAUUAUUAUUGGAAACGCACUUACUUCCAUUUUGGUUGAGAAUAUCGUCCUUGAUAUCAUACUCUGGAAACUUGUGUUCAACCGAGACAAGCAGGGAGAGUCCCACAAGGUCACCCACCCCCCACAGGAAGCAAAUGAUCUCUGGGCAACGCGAUUCUUGUCCUCCUUAUGUUUCUGCAAAAAGAAGAUCCCGAAAGCCAAAUACAUGCACUUAGCACAGGAGCUGUUGGUCGAUCCAGACUGGCCCCCUAAGCCAAGAACAACUACAGAAGCUCAGCCCCCUGCCCUAGAGAAUGGCAGCUAUCAGAUUGUCACAAUGACGUAGCAGCCACUCGUUUCGGCUCUGUACUAUUCUAAUGGUUAAAUCGCUGCGUGGGAUGUCUGCAAUGCUUUGUGGAGCAGAGCCCUUUACUAGAACUUUCGUAAUGCCUCCAUUCACACACAAGUCUGCGUACGGAAUGUCUGAAUGGAUAACUGUUUGCAAAGACUUCAGAAAUGAGUUCAUUUUUUUUAUCACUGCAGCACUCAGUGUGUUGAUGGUGAAGGGAGCAGCAAUCACAUGUUGGGACCAUUGGUUUUCAUGCUUUCAAUUACUGUAAUAGUGAAAUGUUUUCCUUUAUUUCCCUUCCUUCUAA